Funneliformis mosseae is the source of this 708-nucleotide messenger RNA. The record is from the annotation of a GenBank genome assembly. Lineage: Eukaryota; Fungi; Glomeromycota; Glomeromycetes; Glomerales; Glomeraceae.
AUGCUUGGAAUAUAUAUAAAAGGGUCUAAGAGGGGAGGAGAAAUAGUUAAUUUUAUUAAGAAUGAUUUAAUUAAGAACUAUGAUGAUCAAAAUCAUCGGACUUGCAUAGGUGAAAAACAAAAUAGAAGUACGGAAACCUUUUUCCCUAGAAUAUCUUUGGAUUCUUCAGAAUGUUCUGAUGUCCGGAAAUGUAUGGGACAGAAAAUAGAUAAAGAUACCCCAUGUUCUUCCAAAAAAACUCUAGAACUUAUAAGGGAGUUUGGUCAAGAUAAUUCGUUCCUGAAUGGUCAUAAGGCUGUUCAUAAUAAUGCUUCUCAGACAAUCCCUUGGUUUCAGAUUUAUAAGAAAACGGAUUGUAAUUCAGAAUCCUGUGUCUUAAAUAAACCUUCUUUCCAGAAAUUUGCUGAAAGUAAAGGCUUUGGUUCAAGAUUCUUAGAUAGGGAACUUGAUAUUAAUUUUAAGGCGUAUAGCCCAAGAGAUAGUACUGCUUGGUUGAGCAAUCGCAAUAUUGAUGAGACACUUCAACGGUGGGUCCACAAGUUUAAUGAUUUUUAUCCUUGCCCCUUUACUAUGGUGGAUUUCGAAGAAAGGAAAGAGCGCUUUGCAACUAUUGAUAUGAUAGGGGUACUAGAAGGAGAUGAACCUGUUGAUUUGGGGCCAGAGAUUGGCAUAAAGAAACGCCCUCAUAAAACUUUUGAUGUUGUCUAA